UUGAGCGUCCACGCCCACGUUUACUCAAGAUUCACUGGUGAGUCCUGGUUGGAAUACAGCGACGAUCCUGGAUUAUGGGACUUUCCGAACAAUAACUACCGCGGCGGGGAAGGGAAACACGGCGAAGACAAGACCGAUGUGUGUAGGUGGAACUAAAAUUAGACUGGGUUGACACGGGUAUAAAUUGUGCUUUUAUGAAUGGAGAGGGGUACGAACGGCACGAGACGCCACUGUUUCUAUUCCUCUGAACCUGACGCGUUCUGCUUUUGCCGUAACUUAAUUUGGGAACAUGGUGCGAAGUUGCGGAGAAAGCGAAGUGAUCCGGUGCGAAGAGCCGGCGAUCAACCCAGCUGUUUUGAUACUCCUGGACCACUGCAGGGCGACGAGACGACAGGAAUUCUUAUCGCGUCUCGCCAUGGCUUUCCUGCUGAUGUCAAGUUUAGCGUUUUUCUUCUUUUUUCGGUUACCUGAUCAGCCCACGGAUAGGCCUACAACUCAAGAACAUGGUUUGGCACAGGCUCUCCUACGAGGUGGGAAACCACAUGCUCACCUGACAGCCCCUAUGUCCCAGUGCGUUCGCACAUCCAAAACGCAAACCCUGGCAUGGGAAACUAAAAUGGGGCUGGCACACACCCAAGGCUUCCUCUACGACCAGGAGAAGAGGGCCCUUGUCGUCCAGUCAGCAGGGUCCUACAAUAUCUACCUGCAGAUCACCUUCAGGAAGCCUGAGAAAUACGAAUGUAAAGGCUAUGUCCACCUGAAUGCCAUAGUCCUGGCCAAUGAAAACGAGCCAAUGAUCAUGAGUGUCUAUGAUUCCCUGCCCUGCAGUGAAAACACCCACAAGUCCCUCUUUGCCUCUGGAGUCUACCAGCUGGAGAACAACACUCAGCUUAUGGUGAAUGUCAGUGAAAUUGACCUGGUCGACGGGUGCAAUGAAGUGAAAACAUACUUUGGGGCUUUUUUGUUGGAAUAAAACACAUAAUAAAUUCCAAAAAUGGGCAUGCUAUGGUAUUUUGUGUACGGAAUCAACAGGAAUGCUAUCUUCAUGUGUAUUAUUCUGGUUGUUUUGUAUUAUUAUUUUUAUUAUUGUUAUUUUGACUAUUAUUAUUUUGACUAUUAUUGUUAUUAUUAUUAUUAUUAUUAUUAUUAUUAUUAUUAUUUUUAUUAUUAUUGUUGUUGUUGUUGUUGUUGUUGUUGUGUUUUUAAAGUAUGACUGCAUAUUUAAGAAUUUACAGUAUUUCUCUAGGGGAAAUGUAUACAGUAGAACCUGAGACUGGUUAAUUGGAGAGUCUAAAUUGUCCUUGGCAGAUUAAUGUUUGUGUGAACCCUUCGAUGGAUAGUGUGGUUUAAUCAGUGAUUAAAUUUAACAAAGUAUUAUAGCAGCAAAGAGUCUCGCCCAUUUAAAAUGAAGACCACAUUCAUUUAAAGAAGUGAUUCCCAAUGAAUAUAAAGAUUUGAAUCGUUAAAAUUGGUGUAUCUUGAUUCCAAGUGACAAGACAUGGAGGUUCUGCUAAUCCUGCAUGUAGUAGGCAUUAAAUAGUGAGAUUUCUGCUCCUUGGUGCUGAUCUGAUCCUCAAAUGGAAAUCCCCCCCCCCCCCCCAGUUUAAAUAAGGCUACAGAUUUCUUCAAAUGGGCAGUUGGAUGUGAAUCACAUCAACUUGUCUGACCAUUCAUGUGUUUUUUUCACAUGCCUUUCUGUCACUCCCUACAUGACAGUGUUAAAAUAAUUAUUUAAUGGCUAAAAUAAGAAGCCAAUUAUUUAUACAUCAUUAAGACCUGCUGUAUAAAAUGUCUCCAGAUGAGACCAUCCAUUUUGGUCUCAUCUGCUCUUUUUCAAUCUAUCUUCACUCGGGGGUUCAAACAUCUUGCAGAAGAAUUAAAUUUAUAUAAUGCUUCAGUGACAGGUGUUUGUAUUUUAUUUCCUUUUCCUUUUAAAAUAGGAAUAGGAGUGAGAACAUACAGAAAAUUUACUUCUUUAACCUGGAUGUUAAAGAAGUACUGUGUGUGUGUGUGUUUUACAUUAAAAUUGCACUUACUAUUAAUAUCUAUUACCGUGUAACGGUCGUAAUUAAAAUAAUAAAUCAACAUUAAUAAUAAAACCUUUCAAAUUUCA
Messenger RNA from Conger conger (European conger), 2113 nucleotides. RefSeq names its product tumor necrosis factor ligand superfamily member 15-like. NCBI's taxonomy places the organism in Eukaryota, Metazoa, Chordata, Actinopteri, Anguilliformes, Congridae. The transcript is spliced from 4 exons. Gene Ontology annotation, molecular function: tumor necrosis factor receptor binding. Gene Ontology annotation, cellular component: membrane. The coding region runs from base 290 to 973 and encodes 227 amino acids. Gene Ontology annotation, biological process: immune response. The record is from RefSeq and is a predicted model, not a curated record.